AUGACAAGAGCUGCCAAAAAGAAAGUCUAGCCAAGCAAAACAAACAAAAAGGCUAAACAAUCAAAGGUUAUUUCUGCCAAAAAUUCCGCCAUCAAUAAUGAAGAGAUUAGCCAAUUUGGAGAAGUAGACAAUGGUACUGAGAACUAAUCCUUAGUAAUGAAUCAAGCUAUAAGAGAUGAAGACAAGAGAAAAUCAAGUUAAGAGGAUAUAGGUUAAAUAAAUAGGACAUCGCAGGAUAGAGAGUCAUUUCGAGAGAGCUUUGAUGACAAAAAUGAGUAAAAAGGUCAGACUCAAUUUGGCACAGUGACUAAAGCUUAAGCCAAGUUUUAAGCUGCUAACCUCAAAUCAGCUAAAUUCAAUAAAAAAUCUACAUCUCAUUAAACUCAGUUGAGAUAUGAUUCAUAGUCUGAGAGAUCAAGUAGAGUAUCUAAAGAUCAUGAAGUUGCUAAACCUUAAAAUAGCAAAGUUAAAGGAAGCUAGAGAUUAUCCGUCGAUGAAUAGGAAAUGUAGCAAAUUGAGAGUAAUCAAGAUAUAUAGCUAAUAGAAUCAGAAAUAAAAAUUAAUUAAGAGAAUCAGAAUUAUUCGUCAAUUUCUAAAAAACAAUUUAAUGAAGCACAAGCAGAAUAAUAAGAUGAAAAAGAUCAGAAUCAUGAAGGUGUCUUUAUUUAGAAUGAUGAUAAAAGUGGUUAAAAGUCUAGAGUCUAAAGAGCUAAAAGUAGAAACACAGGGAGAAAUAAAUCAGCAGUCAAAAAAACAAAUCAGCAAAAAAGUUAGAAUGAACAGAUUGAUAGAGCUGAGUAAUAAGUUUCAAAUCUAAUAGAUGAAAAAUCUUAGACUAAUUUAGCUUAAUAGCAUGAUGAGAUUUAAAUUUAAUCUAUUCAAUCUGAUAACCAUUAAGAUGUUGAUCACUAAGUAAUCAUUCCAGAAAAAUCUAAACAAGAAAUCGAAGAGGAAUAACUGAGGUUAUUGGAAGAGAGAAAAUAAAAUAAUUAAAAUUAUCAAAAUUGGCAAAAAAGAAAAAGAAUUUUUGCCUUUGAUUUGUAAAAAUCCCUUGGAAAUAAUCUUCCUUAAAUAUUUACUGAUCCCGAAUUAAAACGUGAGAAACUAUUAGAAGGAAAUUUGCUUCAAUAGCUUACUGAAUAAAUUCAAUCUCUGAAAGCAAAAGUAAUUUCUGAUGCAGGAGGAAUCAAUAAUUUUAGUCUAGAUAUUUUGAUAAAUGAUCCUGAAUUCACUUAAAUAAUAAUGCCAUCUCUAUCAUAAAUCAUUGAAGGAUCCCCAAAAAAUCUUUAAAAUUUGACUCUUGAGUGCUUAGAUUAUAUUUCUAGUAAUUUAUUGAUUGAAGAUGGUCAAAAUCUUGAUCCUAUUAUGUUUGAAAGCCUAUUAAUGAGAUCUGCUCUUCGAAAAUGCUAUGGAAUUAAAACAAAGAACUAAUAAAUUUAUUCUGAUGAGAAUCCAAAAUCUUUGUGGUGUUGGGAGUUGGUGAAUAAUUCAUGGAUAAAUCCAAUUGUAAGUGAAAGUAAAAUAAAGAAAAUCAAGUAAUAAAGAGCAGUAGUAGGAAAAAAGGUCUAGAUAUUGUCAUAAAUUAUAGAUAUGGUAGAUGAUAUCAAUACUUUUGAAAAUGACGAAAAAAUAGCUAAACUUGAAUAAGAAUAUCAGAAUUAUUAGUUAGUCAUUAUCAAAGAGUCUUAAGGAGAGCUAGUGAAGAGAAAAAGAGAGAUCGAUGAUAAUGAAUCUAAAAAAUUACAGCUAGAUAAUGAACUUUCUAAAGUAAGCAACCCAUUUUCCUCUAAUUAAUCUCAAAAUGGAUCUUCUAAAAACUCAAAAUCAAACAGAUUUUAGUCAAGAGCUAAACUGACCGAUGAUGAUGAAGAUAAACAAUCAGAAUUAUUGGCUUAGGAAAAAAAAAAUAUUGAAGAAGUAGCUUAAAUAGAUAAUUCUGCUCAAUUAUCGAAGAUUAUUCCACAAAAAUAGCAGGCUAUUAAGAGUAUAAUGAGCUUUUUCCCAGUAAUUUAAAAUAAAUAAUCAGUUUCACUCUCAAAUCUGAUGUAGAAAAACGAAAAUGAAGGUUUUGUGAAAAAUCCAUAUAUCUCAUUCAAGAAUAAUAAUUAUGAGCCAGUUUCUAAGAAAAUAUAGCAAAAUAACUCUUCACCUAGCUGGUCACUUAAUAAUCUUGAAGAAUUAGUUCAUCUGCUUUAAUAAACAAGCCAAUAAGAAGUAUAAGAGUUUAGACAAACUAAUAACUUGCAUAGAUUAAAGCAUAUUAUUAUUUACAAUUCUGGAAUGAGUUAUAAUGGAGACUAGUUUUUUAAAAAGAGCCAGAACCUUUCCUGUAGAAAUCCAUUUGAAAUGGAUUUCUAGUGCAUAGACUAUGAUCAAAAUAGUGAUGAUGAGUGGCAUGAAAUACACUGCGACAAUCUUGAAGAUGACAAUCUUUUAGCAGAAGAAGAAAAUUCAGAGCUAAAUUAGGAUGAUCCAGAGCUAAGAAGAGAAGGAUUCAUUGUUGCAGAUGACUAUCACUCUUAAGAUUACUCGCAAGAUUCAUUCCAGCCAGAUGACUAUGAGGAAACUAAAUUCGUUUAGAAUAGAAGAGAUUUAUUGAGAAGAUAACUUGAAAGAGAGGAGAACAGGCUCAAGUCUAAUAUAAUUUAGAGAACUUAUAUCAACACUUAUGAGAAUUCAGAUUUAAGUAACUUCAAAGCUGUAGCAUUUAGAAGACCUUUAUUAACUGUAAGAUCUAAGAAGAGAGAUGAAAGUAGAAGACAGAGCAUGAAUCAAGAUUAAAAUGAUCAAUAAUAAAUUGAAGGAUUUCCAAUCAGAGUAUUUAAAUUAGCAAGAGAUCAAGACUUGGACAAGCAAAAAGCUCAAAUAAAAGAUUAUAUAAAUGAUCUGAUUGAAAUAGCUCAUGGUUGUAUUCUCUCAAAAAAGUAACUUUAGGAAUAGAUAAAAUAGAAAUAUCCUGAACUACCAAAGUUAAAAAUUGAGAUAUUUGUAAAGGAAUGUUUUGACAAAGAAAAGAGACAUCCCGAUUCAAAGGCAAGACUUUAUGCAAGAAUUGAUGCAAUUGAAAAAUAUGGGGGCGAUGAGCAAUUAAUAGCUAAUAUGCCUCUUAUUCUUGAAUCAAAGAGGGAUUAGGAAAUCAUCAAUAGAAAUCAAGAAGCAAUGAAUUAAGUAGGCCCAUCUCAGAUUGAGUCUAAAUCAAAUAAAUCAUCUAAAAUCUCAUCUAAAACAGUCAGAAGUGAGUAAGUCUAGUCUUAAAAUGAAUUUCAUAAAUACUUGCAAUAAACCGAUGACAAAGAAAUGUAAUUCUAAGAAGAUACCAUGCAAAAUAUAAAUGCAGCUGAAUAGAUAGAAAAUGUCAGGUAGGAUGACGUGUCAGCAUUUAAUGAGAGUUCAUUUGGAGUUCACAAUGGCAACAAUAGUUUACUCUAGAGCAGGAGAAACGAUUCCUGGGUCACUUUUCAAGCAUAGACCCCGAUAUUUGAUAACAGAAAAUAGCAUAGUAGCUAGCAAUUUGAUCAAAUAGAGAAUAAUGAAUUUCUCGAAUCCAAUCCAAUUAAUACUAAUGAGAUUGACUAUAAUCAGAAUGAAGAAGUCCAUUUAUCUCAACAUGCAAUUAUAUAAUAUAAAGAUAGUGAAAAGCCAGUUUACAUCUCGUAGGAAAGCUAUUGUAGAAAUACUCAACAGAACUAAUCCACUCCUAUUCACAACUUUAAGAAAUUAAAGCCUUCAAGAAAGUCUUUAAGAAUAGCUUCAAAAUCAAAGGAGAGAUAAGCAUCACAAUCUGCUAAUAAGACUAUAUACAACCUCGGAACUAUGAAUACGACAAAUUAGAAUGACUCUUAUAAUCCUAUGAUUGAGCACACCAUUUAUACUCCACAACUUGAUAAAUCAUCUGUCGAAGCUCAAUAUUAUUCAUAGCUGGAAUGCAAUAACUAAAGCAGUUCUAAUCAAAGCAAAGCUUAGAUUAACUAUUUAUCUUAGGAAGCAAACUACUAUCAAAGCUAGCAGAUAUCGCAAAAUACUUUGAUCACUCCCAAGAAGCCUAACAGACUUGACUCAAAGAUAAGAGAUCUAGUUAAUCAGACCAUGUAUUUGAAUUAGCAGCCAAGAGUAGAAGAAUAUCAAGAUGAGAGACGAGAUUUCAAUGACUCAACUAAUGAUAACUUUAACACUUUUCCCAAUGAUUUAACAAUAGCAGAUAUUAUGCCUAAUGAUGAACAAUGCUAUGAAAAUGAUGAUGAACUUAAUCAAGCGCUAUCCUAGAAGUGA
Molecule: messenger RNA, 4269 nt
Organism: Stylonychia lemnae
Lineage: Eukaryota; Ciliophora; Spirotrichea; Sporadotrichida; Oxytrichidae
Source: the annotation of a GenBank genome assembly